UUUACAAUGUAGUUUUAAACCUUAAUUUAAAUAUAAGUAUUAAUUAACAAUGUGUUUAGUUUUAAGUGUCAAGUGAAGAUUGGUAUUUGAAUGAAACAUAUAAAUGGAGUGUAUUGUGUUUUUAAAUGAAAAAAACUGCAGUAUGUUUAUAUUCGCUUGGUGUUCUGUCACUUCGAGACCCAUACUCGUUGAGCCACCGUCUGAUGGCUCAGUCUCGCAUUUUAGUAUUGGCAUCGCCGCUGACACAACGCCCGUGUGAUAUCAGCAAAACAAUGUUAUCGAACUCGUAUCACUAUCAGAUAAUAAAAAGACGAUAAUAAUAAAAUGAGUUCGAUGCGAAGUACCAAUUUAUUACAGACACUAUAAUGUCCGAAAGACCGAAGUAGUGAGUGAUCGAUUUAAGUAUUUUUUUAAAAAUGAGACAUGCAUUCGGCCGAGAUGCAAAAAAGUGUUUCAGUGCAAGUAGAUAGUGAUUUUGCCCUACUACUGCCUAGCGGUGCAUAUGAAAUAAAGAAAAUGGAGCCAAGAUCGAAGUUACGGAAAGUGAUAUUGUUCUGUUUACUACUUUCACUGUUUGGAAUGGUGGCAUUUGGAUAUUUCUGUCCAGACCAGGUGUGUGCGUUAUCGCCAAGGGAGCGGAUGUCAGAAUCCCUCGCUCUCACAUACGCGGAGGCUCCAGGACGGCCAUUACCUGACCUGAUCGCUCAGCCCGGCCUCUCGUAUGACGAGGUCUUACACGAUGACUUUAGAUUCGAUUUGAAUGCGCACGAUGUCAUGGUCUUCCUUCACAUACAGAAGACUGGAGGAACAUCCUUCGGAAGACAUCUAGUGAUGGAUCUCGAUUUGAAGAGGCCGUGUAACUGUCAACGUGCGCGUAAACGCUGCCAUUGUUUUCGACCGCACAGCAACGAAAUAUGGCUCUUUUCGAGAUACUCCACCGGCUGGAAAUGCGGUCUUCAUGCCGAUUUCACGGAGCUGACAGCGUGCGUGGGUGGAGAGCUGGAUCGACACGAGGGUUCCGCGGUGCAUCGGAGAUAUUUCUACAUAACCCUACUAAGGGAACCUGUUUCCAGAUAUUUAUCAGAGUACCGUCACGUGAAGCGUGGAGCCACGUGGAAGGGAUCCAGGCACUGGUGUCAAGGGCGUACGGCGUCAGCGGCCGAGGUUCCACCUUGCUAUACCGGCGAGUCUUGGCGCGGCGUCACCCUGGAAGAGUUUGCGGCUUGCCCGUGGAACUUGGCCAAUAACAGACAGACUCGCAUGCUUGCCGACUUGGCGCUCGUCGGCUGUUACAACGGAACAUUACGGCAUCGGUCUUCAGACACGGAUCGAGUACUGCUCGCGUCGGCCAAGCGAAACUUGGCUGCUAUGGCGUAUUUCGGACUCACUGAAUUUCAAAAGAUAUCACAAUACGUUUUCGAGGAGACGUUCAACCUACGUUUCGCGGUCCCGUUCACGCAGCAUAACGCGACAGUGUCGGGCGCGACGCUAGCCGCGCUGUCGCCGGCGCAGGUCGCGCACAUCCGACGCCUCAACUCGCUCGAUUUAGAGCUUUAUGACUUCGCUAAGAACCUUAUGUUUAAAAGGUUCGAAGCGUUAAAGAAACGUGAUAGCGAUUUCGAAUUCCGCUGGCGACAUCUCGGCGAGGUGGCGCCGAAAAGCGGUGUCACCGAAUUCGAUUGGGACAGCAACCUAGAGGACGCCACCACUGAGAAGUCAAGAGGCAAAUCCUUUAAGACGAAGAAAGUUUGAGAUCCAAGUCGCAGUAAACCACAGAGCAGUGGCUGAAACUACGUUACAUUACUGGUGCAUGCUUAUCUCUAAGGGUAAAGAUGUAUUAAGCGUUUUAGGAUUCGAUGUCUAACUAUUAUCAACUCUUCGUGUUCAAAUUCUUUUUCUUAUUUUAAACUUUUUUUUUUCGAACACAUUCUUUUUUUAAAUGUUAGAGUUGUUAACGGUUAUUCCCUGCAUAAUACAACUAGUCAAUAAAACGUCUAUAUUAUAAGAUAAUUUUGGUUGUCUGUUUUUUUUUUUAAUAUUUUUUAAUGUAACCUCAGUGCAACUUUUGUUAGUAAAAAAGGCAGCUAAAUAUUUUCGCAUCGAAUCGAUGAGAUAAAAAGGAAAUGUGUUUAGAGUUUGGGACUUUCAAUAAUACAGUGUAGUUGUAUUGGACUUAAUGUGACAACAUUACGAGGGGGAGUGACGUGUGAGAGACGUCGGACAGACGGCGAGGAACACAUUCUGUUUGUAUUCCGAAUGAAGUGAUCGUAUCGAAUGACAUCCGAGUUAAUCGGUAAUAAAAAUCGGUUUCACUGAUUAUCCCAUCGAUUGUCCGGAAUUUAUUCAGACUUACAUUCCUUUAAGCAUUGUAUAAAGAAUAAUUUAUACCUUUUACUCCUGUUUUAAUUUAAAUUUAUCGUUAUCUACGUAAUAUUUUGUGUUUAAUAAUAGUAUCAAAUGUCAAGCGUAAAAGAUCGACUAUUGUAACAGUGACGUCACUUGACAUUUUGAUCGAAGGGAAUUGAUAUGUUUUAUAUGAAGUUAGGAAAAAGAGCUCUAUGUGAAUAUUGUAGUUCGAAAAUGACUCUUAACUUGAUAGCCAUAAGAGAGAUUUUCACAUGAACGUAUACUCAAAAUAAAAUUUAUAAUAUUUUUGUUAAUUAAAAUUCUCAUAAAACAUUGAUAUUAUUGUUACGUAAACGGGCUCCUUUUCUUAGUGAUAUGCAUCGUGUACAGUAUGUGUAAUUAGUAUAAAAGUAUUUUCUAAGAGUGAUCCUUAGUUUGUGAAUGUCUACAAAAUGUGCUAUAAAUCCAUCCCCUAAACAUUUGUAUAAGCUUAUUUUAGAUAGUUAUUAUCGCGAUGAGUGUUGAUAUUUAAUAGUAACAGGGUAGGUUAUGCAUCUAGAACGAACCCAACGAAAUAUGAACCUAGUUUAACUUAAAAUAAAGUACACUUUUGAUUAAUGAGCAAAUUUUAAUUAAAAAUCGUUGUUAUUUUGAAUGUAGGUCUUUCCAUUUGCUUAUGAACUCUUAUUACUAUAUGUCUGUAUCGAUUAUUAUUGUUUCAACACUUUAAGCGGAGUAAAGUGAUUCGUGUCAAUGAAAAAUAUCAUAUCAGCGAUGUCGAGAUCACGUUGUCAUGUUCUAGUUUUUUGAAAAAAAGAAAGAGAUGUUUAACGUAUAGGCAGCCUCGUUCAUAUACUCGUUGCAUGUUUCCGGGUUAAUAGAAAAUUCCAGGUCAGGUAAACAAGCGAAGAAUGUUCGAGAAUGCAAAAAUGCUGCCAAACCGCCGAAAUUUCUAAAGGCAUUUCUAGACUGGAACGCUCUAAGGAGCACCAGGUGCUAUGAAAAGCCUAAAUAUCUCAUGUGAAUAUCUCGUGAAUAUUUUACAUGCGAGCGCAUACGCGGUAAGCUUAUAUGAGAAGUGCAAUAACGUUCUUGUAAUGUACUCACAAAUUAUGUUAUAAACCAUUAAUUAUUAUAUGCAUGUGUGAAAAAAACGAGUAUUUUUACAAUAAGUAAUAUAUGGCUUGUAUUUAAAAUGGCAUCGCAGUUGGUUUCAACGUUCAUCUAAUAUAUUAAUCUAAGAUUUGAACAAGCUUUCGAUAUAUUUUUUUAGUAAUGCUUAUAAUAAUCUUUUUAAAAACAAUUAUAUACACUCGGACUUAAGUUACCUCGGUUAGUAAAGUAACGAAAAACUAAGUACACAGCUACGGUAGAACUCUUGUUUGGUAUUUUUCAUGCACGAUGUUUAAUAUUCGAUUAAUUUUUAAAUAGUUUUUUUUUUGUUUGUAUCUCACGUGUGUUUUUAUAUGAAGCUCAUUAAUCAAAUUGUGUUUUUAUAUUAUAACGUUGUAAUAUUUCUAUCCGUAACGUUUUGUAUAUAGUUAUUUUAUAGCAGUGUAAUAUGACAUGGUUGUAGCGAUAUUUAUCGCUUCAUCACAUUUUUUUUGUAGAUAUAGUAUUGUACCUUAUUUCAUAAUGUCGUAUCUCUAUGUUAUGUUUUAUGUUAAAAUCGAUUCUCAAUUAAUGGAACCAAAGAACAAAUUCGUGUGCUGUAUAAAUUGGAUUUUCAUCUGAAUGUUUUAUUUUUAUUCUAUUUUUAAGUUAGGAUUGGCCGGAUUCUUGAUUUCAUGUGACACUUGGCGCUAAAAUGUUAAUAUUUUUUAUCUGUAAGCAAAAAAUGACAGAAUUAAUGUUGUCCUGCCAAUUUAACGAAGUAUUUGGUUCAUUGUGUUUUGUUGGAUUUUAAUUUGUGGCAUUAUGUUUAAAAUGGCAACCCUAUUCGUGUUCCAUAUUUUACCAGAGCAUUGAUAUUAUUCACAUUUAUAAGAAUUUAAUUAAAUCCUUACGUUUUGUUAUAAAAUAUAAGCUGUUUUAACUUAAAUAGUAUUUUUGUGCAUUUUUUCUUCGAACAAGUAUUCUUUUUAUCUCGCUAACUUUAAUAAGACAAUACAACUACAGAUUGCUUUUAAAAACGGAUUAUACCACGAGGCGUCCGUUCCGAACACUUUUAUCGUUAAACUUUUGACAAACAGUAAACAUUAAGCUCUGUUGACUUAGAGAAGACUCGAAUUGAAAAAGACUUUUAAAACUCAGCAAUAUUUUUUUUUUUUCGUAACAAAUAAUUUAUCUUAGCAAAUAAAACUAAACUGCUUUUAUUAAUGUUUUCAAGUCUAAUUCUUUAACCGGUAAUUUAAAAAAAAAAGUAUGGUUUCUUUAAGUACAAUUGAUCGCAUACAACCGAGUAGACAAAUUUAAUUUAUUGAUUGUACAUCAAUGUUUAUCGAAUGAUAGCGGCAGUUUUUAAUCGAUUUGAUGUUUAUUUUUCGUAAAGAAUGUGGUGGGAUCGGUUACUCAUUCACUUAGGUCAAGGUUGUUUAAGAAUAUUGCUUCUUCUAAUAAAAGCAACAUUAAUAUAUUCCGCGAAAAGGAUGGGACGUAUAUCGCCUUAUUAUAUAUAACCGUAUUUUGUUAUAUUAUGAUUUAAUAAUAAAUGGUUAUAUAUUGUAAAUAUUAUAUACUAACAAUAUGUAUAAUCACAUAAAAUAUAUUUUUAUGAAUUGGAGAGUGUAUCUAGUGACUCUUGUUAAAUGAAAAUGAAUUAAAUCGUUAUAUAAGACAAGUAUAUAAGUUGGAACAUGUGUCUAAAGUUGACAAUAGUACGUCAGUAUUAUAAGACAAAAAUAAUGUGUACAUUUAUGCGCGGGAGUAUUAAAUGUUUAAAAAUACUUACAUAUUCGAUGUUAUAAUUAAUUUUAAAUGUUGUAAAUUUUUGAAGAUUUCGUUAUUUGUCAUUUAAAUUAUAAACUACUUAUUGAGAACUUAACUCAUAACUAAAAAAAAAAAAAUAUUUUUAUUUUUUAUUUUGAGUGACAUUUCAAAAAGUUACCGCCUUUUAAGUACCUACUACAUUGAUACGUUUAUUAAUAAAUUUUAAACUAACAUCCUUAAAUUAUACCAAUAAUGAUUUUAUAUGUACAGUAAACCUUAAAAAAAUAUAAGUUGAGAAACAACUAAAAUAUUGUCUCAUUUUUACAAUAUGAUAUAAUGUACGACUGACUGUACAUUACUUACAAUAUGAUACAUAAUAAAAUAAAAUAUUUAGUCAAGACUUGCACAGUGAAUCAAUAUAAAGAAGGUAUCAAAUUAUCUUCGAUUGUAACAAAAUAAUAUAAUAUAAUAUAUAGGAUAUUUUGACUUGAUUUCGAAUAUGUAUGUAUGUACUAUCACUUUAUUAAUAUCAAAACCGUAUGAUCGCGUAUAAAUUUCAGAAUAUAAAUCCAGAAUAAGUUAGUUGUAAUAAUAGUUUAGCAAAUGACAGAUUGUGGACAACGUCACAUAUCAGAUAAAUGUCUAAACGAAUUAUAUUACUUGUGAGAUAUAUAUAUCCUAUGAUAAAAGAAAUGGAAUCCUAUCAAGGUAGGAUACAUAUGACAAGUCACUGUUUUUUCUAUCAAGCAAUAGGAUUCGAGGCUUUGACGCUUUCCUAGCAAUCAUUUAGUUAUCUAUGUAUUAAAAUUAAUCCGAUUGAGUGAAAACUUUACUUGCGUGAAAUAUUUUGGCGUAGUGUUAUCAAUUUUAUUAAUGUGCAAUAAAAAAAUACGUUAAGCGGUAUUCCAAAACACACUGUUAAAAAUGACAUCACAACUGUACUUAAUAAUACCCAUGAGUAUUAAAUAAACUUGGUUUAAUACUCAAAGCUUAAUACUGAUAAGAAUUGAUUAAUUAACAACAGUGUACACUUGUACUAAUAAAUAUUCAAUUGUCAUAUGAUAGCCUGACUGGCUUCCAUUUGUUUUUAUUAACCUGUAAUUAGAUAUAUUUUUUAACGCUGGCAAUCUCACUCAGUCAUUAUCAUACGAAAGCUUCGUAAAUAUUACCCGAUAAAUAAUUUCGUUAUAAUAAAUAUUGAAAUCUUAUCGUUUGUGAUAUUUUGUUUUUGAUGAAACCUUGGUGUGCUGUUAUGCGUACUGUGAAGGUUCGUGGCCCAAAUAAAAACGAUAUUUUUUAUUUGUAUGUUUGUCCUUUAAUAUAAUAUUUUAUUGUAAACCCUUUUUCACCCGUGCAAAGCCGGGUAGGUAGCUAGUAUAGUGUUAAUUAUUUUAAACAAGUCGUCUGCCAUUAGACGUCGUCCAGAAUAUGUCAUGUGCUAUGUUGUAAAUAAACGAAUAAGCGAAGCGAAGAAGCCAUAACGGAUAUUAAGCCAACUGUAUAAAUGUUCGUGACAUGUUAAAUAGUUCGAAUGAUGUUACGCAUAAUUGCACCGUGCGAUGCAUUCUAGUACCAAAAGUGUAGUGUUUAGUUUUUUAAGUUUCCGACUGAACCAAAACAUUGUAGCUACGUGUGUUUACAUACACUGGAGUAAUAAAAUAUUUGAAAUU
This is a messenger RNA of Nymphalis io (European peacock), 6884 nucleotides long. It is a transcript of the gene Hs6st, whose product is annotated as heparan-sulfate 6-O-sulfotransferase 2. The coding region runs from base 424 to 1752 and encodes 442 amino acids. The transcript is spliced from 9 exons. The record is from RefSeq and is a predicted model, not a curated record. Lineage: Eukaryota; Metazoa; Arthropoda; Insecta; Lepidoptera; Nymphalidae. Gene Ontology annotation, molecular function: heparan sulfate 6-sulfotransferase activity. Gene Ontology annotation, cellular component: membrane.